AUGGGUGUCUCCACCGAAGUUCCUCAGACCGUCGAGUGGGCGGGGAAGAGGGUCCCCAUCUACCCCAUGGAGACCGUUGACUUUGGACGUGUCCUGUCCCAGGAGCCAGCUGAGCUCGAGAACAUGCUCCGCAUCUGCCAGCAGCAGGGCUUCUUCUACCUGGACUUGAACGGCCUGGACGGCAGCAGAUUCCUCGAUGACCAGCAAAAGACCCUGGAGCUUAUGCACCGGUACUUUGAGGCUCCUAUCGAGGACAAGAAUGAGCUUGGUCUCAUCACCGCGCAUCUCGGAUAUGAGCCCGUUGGCUCCCGAACGGGUGGUCUCCCCAACACAAGGGACGGAUACGAGAUGUUCAAGGUCUCCCGUGACGAGAUCCAAAGAUCCGACCCCAAGUUCCCCAAGAUCCUCCAGAACGAUACCGAGAAGGCAAUUCUGAAGAACGCCAUCUCCGGCUCGAACCUCGUGACCAAGACCGUCCUGUCUGGCCUCUCCUCUGCUAUGGGACUCGUGGGCGCCGCCCGUUAUGAGAACGCCCACCGCAACGAUCGCCCCUCAACCUCCACGCUGGCCAUGAUGCACUACGUCCCCGCCGACCCCAUCAAGGACAACCAGAUCGGUCACCAGAAGCACACCGACAUCAGCUCCCUCACCCUUCUCUUCGCCGAGGAGUGGGGUCUUCAGAUCCGCCCCCCCGGCAGUAAAGAGUUCGGCUUCGUCGCUCCCAAGAAGGGCUGCGCCAUCAUCAACGUCGGCGACUCCCUCCGCUUCGCCAGCGGCCACACCAUGAUGUCGUGCAUCCACCGCGUGGUCCCCUUCAACCCCGAGGAGCACCGUUACUCCAUCGCCUACUUCCUACGUGCCGAGAACGACACCAUGUUCAAGGACAGCGAGGGUAGGUACGUCACUGCUGGCCAGUGGCACGAUGAGAAGUUUUACCUCUUCAAGGCCACUCCCGAUAUCCAGGCUCUUGCCCCGCCGUCAAUGUUGUACGGCGGCAUGACUGCUGAUGAGGAGUGGACGCCUUACGCGCAGCCAGUUGCCAAGGCACACGCGCCCCAGGUGCCCGCGGAAGAGCUGAAGCAAGCUCCAGCUGUCAAGGAGACUUUGGUUGAGGCCCAUUGA
Molecule: messenger RNA, 1122 nt
Organism: Colletotrichum orchidophilum
Lineage: Eukaryota; Fungi; Ascomycota; Sordariomycetes; Glomerellales; Glomerellaceae
Product: 2OG-Fe(II)oxygenase
Exons: 3
Coding region: 1-1122 (373 amino acids)
Molecular function (GO): dioxygenase activity
Source: RefSeq, a predicted model, not a curated record